Molecule: messenger RNA, 1007 nt
Organism: Haliotis rubra (blacklip abalone)
Lineage: Eukaryota; Metazoa; Mollusca; Gastropoda; Lepetellida; Haliotidae
Product: beta carbonic anhydrase 1-like
Exons: 4
Coding region: 70-837 (255 amino acids)
Molecular function (GO): carbonate dehydratase activity; zinc ion binding
Source: RefSeq, a predicted model, not a curated record
UCCGUUGUGAUCGCUGACCAUUGCUUGCACCUCUUGUUUUCAUUACCUUCGCUUUCCACUACAGUGAAUAUGCCUGGCAUUGAUAAAAUAAUCAAGGGAAUUUUGCAUUUUAGAAGAUUUGAUCGACCUUUCAUGGUAGAAGAGUUUCUGAGGGUGAAAGCGGACCCACAGCCCAGCUCGGUGUUCUUUACCUGCAUGGACAGCCGAGUGCUGGCAUCGAGGUUCACCACCAGCCAUGUUGGGGACAACUUCUUCAUCCGUAACGCUGGGAACCUCAUCCCGAAUGCCAAGCACUUCAGCUACGAGUCUGUCACAACAGAACCCGGUGCGCUGGAGCUAGGCUGCAUCAUCAACAACAUUAAACAUGUGGUGGUGUGUGGACACUCCGACUGCAAGGCCAUGAAUGCACUGUACGGCCUCCGCCACGACUGUCACCACCAAGUAGGCACACCACUACAGAUGUGGCUCAAGAAGCACGGCCAGCCCACAGUGUCCAAGUUUGAAAAGCUGGAAGCAGGAAACAACUACUCCGGACCUCUGACAUUCCAGGGCGAAACCGAGAAAAGCAACUUUGACGCAUACAUUGAUCCAGAGAACAAAUUUUCAAUGGCGGACAAAUUUUCUCAGGUGAACUGUCUGCAGCAACUACAGAACAUUGCAAGUUAUGAUUUCCUGAGAGAGAAGCUGCACAGGAACGACGUGCGGCUCCAUGCCAUGUGGUUUGACAUCUACACCGGCAACUGCUUCAUGUUCAGUCGAGAGAGGAAGAUGUUUGUGGAAAUUACGGAAGACAAUUAUGCUCAUUUGAUUAAAGAUGCUCACAGUGAUCUCCACUAACAGUCAAAGUUUGUGUGGGCUGAAAUCUGGAACAAGAUCAUAAAACUACACCGAGGAACAAGAUCAUAAAACUACACCGAGGAACAAGAUCAUAAAACUACACUGUGAUAUGUCUCUGACCAUUUAUUGCCAACAUAGCACUGUAUCAUAAUAUUUAAUGAGUGAUAUUC